AUGGGUGAUUUUACUCUGCUUGAGAAAGUUGGCGAAGGAUCAUUCGGACACGUCUGGAAAGCUAAAGAUAAUCGAAGUAACGAAAUUGUAGCAAUGAAGCAGAUGAAGGAAUCAUAUUCAUCGUUGGAAGAAGGCCUUGAACUUACAGAAGUCAAGGCAUUGAUUAAACUCAGGGACGAUGAAACUAUCGUCAGACUCAGAGACGUUGUCUUUGUAAAUCAAGUGUUAUAUUUGGUAUUUAAUUACGUAGAAUCUACUCUGCAACGCCUUAUGGAUGAUAGGAUCAGUCUUAGUAAGGAACCUGUAAGGAUCAGGGUUGGGCUUUUUUCAGAGUCUGAAAUACGAGGCUGGUCUCGUGAAAUCUUUCGCUCUCUUGUCCAGAUGCACCGGCCUGGUGGAUAUAUCCAUCGAGAUCUAAAACCAGCUAACUUGCUGGUUACUAAACGUUACAAUUUCAUAAAGAUUGCAGAUUUUGGUCAAGCUCUGGAAAUCGGAUGUCAAUCACCUUGUUCGGAUUAUGUUACUACUCUGUGGUACCGAGCACCUGAAGUGUUGUUGAAUUCGGCUUCACACAACUCUGCUGUUGAUAUGUGGGCGAUGGGUGCAAUAAUUGCUGAAUUAUAUUCUUUUAGUGCUCUUUUUCCUGGUGAGAAUCGAGAAGAUCAGCUGGAUAAGAUUUGCAGUGUAAUCGGAAGUCCAACUUAUGAGUCGUGGCCAGAAGGAAUACAACUUGGUAAUUCGUGCGGUUACAAGUUUCCUCAAAUACUUCCAUGUGGUCUUUCUUCAAUGCUUCCUUCUGCUAGUCCUGAGGCUGUAGAUCUGAUUAAAUCCCUUUGUUCUUGGGAUCCAAAAAAGAGAUCAACAGCUUUGGAGGCUCUGCAGCAUCCUUACUUUGCGCCCGAUAUGCGUGCAUUACCAGAAACGACUACAAGUGCAAAGUUCGAUCAGAGAUUAUAG
Molecule: messenger RNA, 957 nt
Organism: Papaver somniferum (opium poppy)
Lineage: Eukaryota; Viridiplantae; Streptophyta; Magnoliopsida; Ranunculales; Papaveraceae
Product: cyclin-dependent kinase F-4-like
Exons: 1
Coding region: 1-957 (318 amino acids)
Biological process (GO): protein phosphorylation; intracellular signal transduction
Cellular component (GO): cytoplasm; nucleus
Molecular function (GO): ATP binding; protein serine/threonine kinase activity
Source: RefSeq, a predicted model, not a curated record